Molecule: messenger RNA, 2711 nt
Organism: Acanthoscelides obtectus
Lineage: Eukaryota; Metazoa; Arthropoda; Insecta; Coleoptera; Chrysomelidae
Source: the annotation of a GenBank genome assembly
GUUUGUCUUUCUUGGUACCAAACUACAGGAUAUCCAUCCUGUAUUUCCGACUAUUUAUUUUACAGUUGUAUAAUGAUUAGGCACCAAAACUAUUGCUGUAGAUCAGUAGAUUAAUCUUAUUACUAGGAAGUAACAGUUGGAUAACAGCUAGCAGCGGUUUUCCAAGCUACCUUUGCCGUUUACAAGUCAGUGAAACCGGAGGAACCUAAUCAUGGCUCUUCCUGCAAACUAUAAGCAAGUAGCGAUCCAGCAGAUGCCUAAUCCACAAGCAUCUACUCGUAAGAGAACCCAAAUUCUAGUUUUCUUUAUAUUGUCUACCAAAUAUAGUAGUUAAGCAUAUAAUAAACAGCCAGACUCUUGACUUGGAUCAAGCUUCAAACUGCAUGUGUAAUUUCUAAUUGCCAGAUGCUAUAUUCUAGUUUUAUGAGAGCCCAUACACAAUUGUCAGAUAAUAUGUGCAAGCAUUUUCCCUUCACAGAAUAUUUUAAAUAUAUCCCAAAGAGUUGAACAUUUGUAAAAUUAAAAUUUGCUGUCAGCAGGCCCUCCAAUGACUUUCAACAUACUAAAAGAACGCCUAAGAGCUUCUGGUGGAUCCAGUUCAAGUUCAAAUAAAGAGACAAAUCCGUUCGUUGCAACUCCAAAUGGACAUCCCGGCUUUAUACCACAGAAAAUCGGUAAAAGUGCGGCUAAAAGUGAGGCAAAGACUCCGAAGCCGCCAAAAGCUCCUGAAAAGCCCCUAAUGCCCUACAUGCGAUACAGUAGGAAGGUGUGGGAUCAAGUUAAGGCUCAACAUGCAGACAAGAAGCUUUGGGAAAUUGGGAAAAUCAUUGGGCAAAUGUGGAGAGACCUGCCUGAAGAACAGAAACAAGAGUUUAUGGAUGAAUAUGAAACGGAAAAAGUCGAGUACGAGAAAACGUUGAAAAGCUACCACAAUUCACCAGCUUACCUUGCGUUUAUAGCUGCAAAGAAUAAAUCUAAAUCAGUGACGCAAGGCGCUGAUGGAGAAACACAUGAAAGAUCAAGCAGUUCUUCAAAACAGGCAGCUGAUAGAAGGAUUGAGAUACAACCAGCAGAAGAUGAAGAUGACCAAGAUGAUGGUUAUUCUGUGAAACAUCUGGCGUACGCCAGAUACUUAAGGAAUCAUCGACUCAUCAAUGAGAUCUUCUCUGAAACUGUUGUGCCCGAUGUUAGAUCCGUUGUGACAAAAACCAGAAUGGAGGUAUUGAAAAGACAAGUGCAAUCCCUGACAAUGCACCAGAAAAAACUGGAGGCUGAAUUGCAACAGAUUGAAGAGAAAUUCGAGGCUAAGAAAAGGAAGUUCAUCGAGAGUAGUGAACAGUUUCAAGAAGAGUUGAAAAAGCAUUGCAAGCCUGCGGUUGAGGAAGAGACUUUGCAAAAGAUGGUGGAGAGGCAAUAUGAAUUGCUGAAGAAGGAGCGGAUGAAACUGACCGAGGAUUUGAAGGCGAAACCUGAAGAAAACUCAUCAGCUGAUGGCAAAAUUGAAGCUCAAGAAAAUGGACACAACAAACCUGAGGCAAUGGAGACAGACCAACAGCAGCCACCAGCCCCAGAAAAACAAGAACCAUCCUCACAACCCUCUCAGCCGCCUCACCAAGACGGAUCCAAACCACCAGCCCCUUUCCAACCGCCUCACGUCGAUAACUCCCAAUCUCCACCUAAUCAACAGCCUCCGCCACCACACCAUCAGCAUCCCUCUCAACAGGGUGAAAUGCAGGGGCACGCGACCAUGCCGCCUCAAGGGAUGCAACCUCCGCAUCCCCCUCAUCCGGGUAGCCAGCAGCUACCACCGCCCUCGAUGUCCCCAUCGACGGGUCCAGGGGGGCAUCAUCCGCCUCCUCCGCAGGGGGUGCAACAUGGACCGCCGCCGCAGGUGCAACACGGACCGGCAGGGCAUAUGCCCCCAGGUCACGGUCCACCAACAACCCAACACCAACCGCCCCCGAUCAUGUCUGGAGGUCAAGUACCGCCUCAGUAUGCUCAACAGUACGGACCGCCGCCUCCACAGGCUCGAGGUCCACCGGGCCCGCCAGGAGGUCAUCCGGGAUACCCUGGGUAUCCGCCACCACCUGGACCUCAGCAGCAGGCGCCUCCGGGUGGAUACCCCCCACCACAACAAGGCGGCAUGCCUGGUCAUCAUCAGCCUUACCCUCCUCCGCCUCAAGGCGGUUAUGGCCCGCCACCACCUCAACAGGGUCCGCAUCCUUACUAUCAUCAUCCGCAAUCGUAUCCGCCUCAGCAACAGUAUCAGCCGCAGCAGCCUCCGCCUCAAGGUCAUCCUCCAGGUCCUGGUAGACCUGUAGCAGGUUAUCCUCCGAUGAAUCCGGCUCAGCAACAGCCCCACCAACUACAUCAUCAGCCGCAACAACCGCCUCCGCAGCAGCAACAACAGGGUCCACCUCAAGGUCUGCCACAAGGCCCUCCUGAAAGCGGCCAGGAAGGGCAGAACUAUCCUCCUGAAGGCCCAAAACAAGCUGAAGAAGGACACGAUGACAGAAAGGAUUCUAAGAAUUUAGAGAAGGAGGAGAAAUGAAAGCCAGUGAUCUUCAGACAAAUUUAGCAUAUGUACAUAUUUUCAUCUAAUGGUGUUUUCAUUUUGAAACUCGGUAUAAGCUACAUUGUCAUUUCAUAAUUUUAUAUUAUUCUAAAUUUUGGUAGUUUGACAUUUCACCAAUAAAACGUUCUACGGAUUU